AUGGAUAAUCAAGAAGAUGACUACGAGCUUGGGAAAUGACUAAGUCAAUUUGGCCAAGUAAAGAAGAGAUCACGCAAAAACACUCUUAGUUUUGAUAUGAGUGGGAAAGCAACCAGGAAAGGGUCUGUAGGUCUAUCAAGAAGUACUCAAGGAGCAUUAGCGACUAAUUUUAAGGUAAAUAAGUCCAGUCGAUAUGGGAGAGAGGGUGAGAUUAAGACUAGAUUUCCCAGAGUUAGGUUUUCGAAAGAUUUAGAGAAAGUACUAGAGCAAAACCAAGAUGAUUCAUCCCCGACUCGUGAAAUAAGAAUUAACAUCAAGAAAAGUUUUAUGAAUAAGCUAAGAAGAGCCACCGUGAAAAUCAAAUAAAGGAGAAAUACAGAAGCGGUUUUACAAAAACAGGCCCGAUAAUAACUCAAUACUCUCUCAUCGCUAUAUUCCUUCCGUUAGUCCUGCUGAAGACUCAUCUUAUUCCAUGCUUCCAUCGUCUCUGACUCAGAAGCCAUACCUUCGAAACCCUUCUAUUCCACACAAAGACCAAAUCUCCCUGUUGCUUUCCAGUGUGAUCAAAUAACGACUGAAUUGAUAAGUUUAGAGAGAAAUUGGGCCUGGUUAGUACUCCUUAUGGUGAAUUCAUGCAGCCCCAGAAGAAAGAAAAGAGGAUAAAGAAACAAGGCAAAGCGUUAACAAAGAAAAUUGAAUUUUCUAACUCAAUCAUUAACAGCCAAAGGUGUCUUAACUCCUACAAAAUAACUAGAAAAAAGCAAAGAUACUAUGUUAAGGACUAUAAAGAUGUUGAAGAAUAUGAUUGGCAUAUCUAAAAGUAUCCUACCCUCAUAAGUAAUUCACUCAAAAGAGGAGCAAGCAAUGGAUCCCCUCAGCUCUCU
Messenger RNA from Moneuplotes crassus, 884 nucleotides. The record is from the annotation of a GenBank genome assembly. Lineage: Eukaryota; Ciliophora; Spirotrichea; Euplotida; Euplotidae.